AUGGCGCUGCCCUCACCCGUCCGUCUGACAGCGUACAUGUAUUUUUUAGCUCGCGACCCGAAGUACGAACACGAAAAGCCCUACACUCUUCGAUACGUACCAAGCCCUCUAGACGGGAUUCCCCAAAGUAACAUUGACAGAGUCCAACAUGAAGUCAAGGUCCAUGACUUGCGCCUCCGGUCCUUAGACUACGACGAGUGUGGCUUCACGGUGGCCAACUGUCCAUCCGCCCUGCAGUAUGACGACUACGCAGACACAGAUAAGAUCGAGAAAAUCCACGCUCUAGAGGUCAUAGGUGCGGUGAGACUCGCAUUGGCGGCCACCUCAGUCGAUCUGCUCGACUACGUGGUGCGCCGGCGACAUCCGAGCUGGCCAAUUGCGACAGGUGGUUCGUACGCUUUCAACCAGCCUGCUUCCAGAGCGCAUAUCGAUCAUACCUACGAAGGCGGAAGGGCCCUUAUUCGAGAAACCUUUGGCGAGAAGGCAGAGUCAAUCUUGGGAGGGCGUUGGCAAUGUGUCAACGUGUGGCAUCCUCUCCGAGGUCCUUUAGUCGAUUGGCCUCUGGCAAUGUGCGAUGCUCAAACUGUCGACUUUGCACGCGAUACGAUGGCGGGCGACGUCGUCGAUCGUGACCAUGUUUUCGAAAACACUCAGAUCCAUUUCAACGCGAGGCAGACAUGGUUCUUCCUCUCAAAUCAGUUGCCGACGGAACUGAUAAUCUUCAAGAACGCCGACUCUCAGGAACCAAUGGGGGCGACUCCAGGGGUUCCCCAUGCCUCAUUUGACAACCCCACCACACAAAAGGAGGACUUCAGAAGAGAGAGCAUUGAAAUGCGGAUCUUGGUUCGAUGGAAAUGA
Molecule: messenger RNA, 858 nt
Organism: Colletotrichum orchidophilum
Lineage: Eukaryota; Fungi; Ascomycota; Sordariomycetes; Glomerellales; Glomerellaceae
Exons: 4
Coding region: 1-858 (285 amino acids)
Molecular function (GO): oxidoreductase activity
Source: RefSeq, a predicted model, not a curated record